Molecule: messenger RNA, 2358 nt
Organism: Cynara cardunculus var. scolymus (artichoke)
Lineage: Eukaryota; Viridiplantae; Streptophyta; Magnoliopsida; Asterales; Asteraceae
Product: vicilin-like seed storage protein At2g18540
Exons: 5
Coding region: 1-2358 (785 amino acids)
Source: RefSeq, a predicted model, not a curated record
AUGGCUACAAUUUGGCUCCUAAUCCAUGUUCUCCUUUUCUAUCUCUCGUUUCCCAACCCCACUUCUGCUUUGGGUGGUGGUGGUGGAGAUGUAAAAGAAGGCGGUGGCGGUUAUUUUCCGGUGCCGGCGACGGCAAUGCAUGGGACGUUGGUCAAGAGGGAUCAGCGGUGGCUGGUGGCGUCGUCGGCGUUUGGUGAGAUCACAGCCGUUAAAAUGAGUGAUGGUAAAGACGGAUUCUACCAUCUUCAGUUCAUCACCAUGGAACCUGGCUCUCUUUUCCUUCCUGUUCAUCUCCAUUCCGAUAUGGUGUUCUUCGUCGAUUCAGGGAAUGGAACUUUGAGUUGGACCGGUGUCGAGCAAGAUUACGGUGAACUCCGGCAAGUGAAUUUGCAGGCCGGAGAUGUUUACAGGCUUCGUAGCGGAUCUUUCUUUUACUUACAGAACAACUUAGAAUUCGAUCGCCAGAAACUUCGGAUUAACGCCAUUUUUUCCGAUUCGAAGGAGGAGCUAUUAGAAGGAUCAUCAUCGGGAGCAUACUCCAGCGUUAGAGAUUUGGUGCUGGGGUUCGACAGCAAAAUCCUUCAAGCUGCACUCAAUGUUAAGGAGGAAGUGAUAGAAGAGCUAAAACAAGGAGAAAGACAAGCCAUUGUUCAUGGAGUUGCAGAAACAGUGAAGUUGAAGGUUCAUUAUGGAAUCAUGAGAGCUUUACUUGGAGGUCGUAUGAACAUCAAUGGCGUGCUCAAUCUCAGUAAGAAGAAAGAAAAGGAUAAGAAAGAUGAAAAAGAUAAGAAAGAAGACGAUAAAGAGAAGCCGUAUAAUGUAUUCGAUGCUAAGCAUGAUGUUGAGAAUUGUAACGGGUGGAGUCUCGUUGUUACAAGCGAGCAAUUGGAUGCACUGAACGACUCCAAUUUUGGCGUUUUCAUGGUCAAUCUUACCAAGGCGGCAAUGAUGGGACCUCAUUGGAACCCAACGACGGCGGAAAUAGCAGUGGUUUUGCGUGGACGAGGGAUGGUUAAUGUGGUGUGUCCCAGUGCUACAAAUGGAACGGAGUGUAAAAACUCGAGGUUUAAGGUUGAAGAAGGCGAUACAUUUGUGGUGCCAAGAUACCAUCCGAUGGCUCAAAUGUCGUUCAACAACGAGUCGUUGAUUUUCGUGGGAUUCACGACGACGCAAAAGAAGAACCACCCGCAGUUUUUAGUGGGUAAGGCGUCGGUUUUGCAGGCGUUGGAUAAGGAGGUGUUGGCGGCAUCUCUUGGCGUGAGCAACACGACGAUGGAUCAGGUUUUGUCGGCUCAAAGAGAAGCGAUCAUCCUUGAAUGCGUUUCUUGUGCCGAAGAAGAAGAAAGGUUGGUGGAUGAAGAGAUUGCAAGAGAGAGAGAGGAAGCAAGGAAGCGGGAGGAGGAGGUAGAAAGGAAGAAGGAAGAGGAGGAAGCUAAGCGGCAGGAGGAGGAGAAAAGGAAAAAAGAGGAGGAGGAAGCACGAAAGAGGGAAGAGGAGGAAGCACGGCGGCAGGAGGAGGAGAAAAGGAAAAAAGAGGAGGAGGAGGAAGCACGAAAGAGGGAGGAGGAAGCACGGCGGCAGGAGGAGGAAGCACGGAAGAGGGAGGAGGAAGCACGGCGGCAGGAGGAGGAGGCAGCCGCUAGGCAACGGGAAGAAGAAGCUGCUAGGAGAUGGAAAGAAGAAGAGGAGGCAAAGAGAAAACGAGAAGAGGAGGCAGCUAAGCAGUGGCAACAACAGCAAGAGGAGGCGGCCAAGAGAAAACAGGAGGAAGCGGCAAGAAAAAGGGAGGAGGAGGCCGCUAGGCAACGGGAAGAAGAAGCUGCUAGGAGACAGAAAGAAGAGGAGGCAGCUAAGCAGUGGCAGCGACAACAAGAAGAGGAAGCCAAGAGAAAACAAGAGACGGAGGCAGCUAAGCAGUGGCAACGACAGCAAGAAGAGGAGGCCAAGAGAAAACAGGAGGAAGCGGCAAGAAAAAGGGAGGAGGCGGCUGCUAGGCAACAGGAAGAGGAGGAGGCCGCUAGGAGAUGGAAAGAAGAGGCGGCUAGGAGACAGAAAGAAGAGGAGGCAGCUAAGCAGUGGCAGCGACAGCAAGAAGAGGAAGCCAAGCGAAAACGGGAGGAGGAGGCAGCGAAGCAGUGGCAGCGACAGCAAGAAGAGGAAGCCAAGAGAAAACGGGAGGAGGAGGCAGCUAGGCAUCAGCAUGGUGGCGGUGGCGGUGGCGGGGCAGCGGAAUGGGAAGGAGAUGCGAGUAGAAGGAAAGAAGAAGAGAUGGCGAGGAGGCAGAGGGAAGCGGAGGCAGCAUCCGAACGAGGAGGAGGAGGAGGAGGAUGGCAGGGUAGAGGAAGGUAUGAAAAUUGA